AUGUCGACUGUAGAAGAUUUCAUGAAUAAGGAGAGAUUGGAGGCUAUACAGUCUGGCAGGUCGAUAGACCACCCUCACCAGCAGAACAAGCCUGGUAUCAGCCUCAUCUCUGAUACACUCAAUUCAUUGAGAAUACAAUCAGCUAGGAAAUUACCGACAAAAUUUAUUUCCUCGCCCUCUUCUACAAUAACGCCCUCUGUCGAUGGCAAGUACGUCUUCGUUGCAAACCAAUCCUCGAUUGAAAUUCACAAUCAUUCACAUUUGAUACAUACGAUCAACAACGCACACAACGCGAAAAUUACUUCGAUACAGACCCUUCAUUAUGACAAGCAUAAGAUUAUCACCGCUGCCUUAGACGGCGCUAUCAUUCUCUGGGAUACUCUCGAUUUUAGCCCUAUUAAGCACAUCACUUACUACUCACCUAUUUCUCACCUUUUAGUACAACAAUCACAGUCUGACAGAAACCAGACAAUUUUGUUCAUUGCUUUGAAUAAGAUCGCUCAGCGUAGUAGGGCUGCCGACGGUUCUGACCGUCCACCAGUCAUAAACACUGUUUACUACAAGUACACCUGGUCGCACAACAAGUCAGUCAAGAAACAAUCCCUUUUACUCGGUCAAACGCGCCCACCGACCUCAGUCAACUUGAACGAUGACAUCCUUACCGCUCAAUGUGGUAAGAAGUUGAACGUUUCACAACAUAAUCUCGUUGAUAAGCGUUCAUUCGUUAAAUGGGUAAACCCAGAGAAGCAAAUGCAAGCUGCUUUAGACCCUCUUAACGAGUUCUACGUUACCUCUGAACUCAGCUCUGGUAAAAUUCACCUCUGGCCAUACUCUGUUAUCGCGUCUGAAUUACCAGCUAAACCACAAGUUUACUCAUUCAAUCACCCAGGUUUCCAAAACAACUGUCCAACAGAGGUACUCCAUUGGCACUCACAUCCUAUCAAAGCACUCACUUUCACUCCAAAUGGUUCCUUCCUCCUCAGUGGUGGUGAUGAAGGUGUCCUAGUUAGAUGGCACGUCCGCCAAACAAAUGGUCGUCUCGCAAAGAAGGAUUUCUUGCCAAGACUCGGUGCUGGAAUUUCCUACAUCGUUUGCAAUGAUGAAACCAAUUGGAUUGUUGGUCUAGUUGAUGGAUCAAAGGUUUACGUCGAUGGCGCACAAUGGAGAGUUGACCAUGUCGUUCGUGGCUUGGUUAUCCCAUCUGUACCUAACCACCACGAGAGAAUACCAAUCACAAACACUCACGAUGGCAAGCUUAUUUUCCCAUCUUCCCAUCCAUCUGUUUUGCAGAUUUACGAUAUCAACAACAACACAUCGGAAGAGCUGGAGGUCUCACCAAACAACAGAAUCGUCAAUAAGGGUGAUUUCCAUGAUAAUAGCCAAUUCAACAUUCAAGGAAGAGUGGAGGAUGUCUCCUCAUGUCGUGACUGGUUGGCUACCGUUGACAGUGCAUCUGUAAAAAUUUGGCAAAUUGAUCAAGAAAGUGGUAAAUAUCAACUCAACACUCGUAUCGAUAAGCCACAUGGCGAUUCGGCAGUCACUCAAGUUUCCUGGUCGAACUCCUCAAAAGGCGUGCCAGUGUUGGCUACUAUUGGAGAAGAUCGCAAGUGUCGUCUCUGGAGAGCCGAGCCGUUGGACUACAGGCCAAAGGCUUUAGGAAAGAUCAAGAGUAUUAUUCGUGAAGGUCAAGUCUCAUUUAGCUUGUUCGCUACACUCAAUUACAAAGAUGAAGAGAUGAACAACGUUUUCUUCUCUCCAGAUUCAUCACUCCUUGUCAUGGUUCACCCAAGCACCAUCUCAUUGUGGAAUCCAACAGCCGUCUACACUGGAAAGAACGCACCAUCAUUACUUAGAGUCCUCAGCGGAGAGGGUGUCACAUUAAACGAGGGUGUAUUUGUGGGCAGCAGCUAUAUAGCUGUUAGAGCGACAGCCGGAGCAGGUGAAGCAUGCCAUGGUGUUUGUUUAGUAUACAAUCUCACCAAUUGUAAAUGCAUUUACACACACUCAUUCGCGUACACAACUCCUCAAAUUUUGGCGCACUCGAGUGCUAACAAGUUUGCCCUUUUCUCUGGCGCUACGAGACCACGUAUGAACACUCAAGACAACGAGAAGGAAGCUGAGCGUGAGAAGGUUUUAAGUAAGAGUGCUAUCGCAACCCAGAUGACAACUUUCACUAUCACCAACGAGGGUCUCAUUGAGCGUGAGGAAGUUACUGAAUUUGACAAUAGUUAUUUCAAAUUCGCGUUCAUGCCACUUUCAGAGGGAUUCAAUUUGGUUGGUUUGGCCACAACACACGAAAACCGUGUGCGUAAUUUCGCACACUCCCAAACGUAUGUUAUGGGCAGCGCUGGUGCGGUCUUAAUUGGCGACCAAGCAUCCAAGUUCGAUCUCAGGAGAGAUGAGAUUAAGCAGGACCAAUCGGGUAACAUGUUUGAAGAGAUCUUUGGUAAAUUUGACGACCAUUUGGCGCUCUUUAGGGAUAACGAGAUGGAGAAGGAUAAUGCAUUCAUUAAUGCGAAUGAAGCGGGAUCUAAACGUACGAUUAAGAACCUCUUUGAUGGACCAUCACAUUUGCUUCCUGGACCAGAAAUGCUCUACGGGGACUUCCUUGAAGGCUUCCUGCCUAAGAGGGUCAACAACGUCGAUGAUUCAAAGACGACGUCUAUUAUUUAUGAGGAUACACCUAACGGUGAUAUUAAAAUGCAAGAGGAUGAUAUCUCAGGCGCUGAAAUCCAACGUAAUCGCCAUAUAGAUAGCAGCGAAGUUAAAUUGAUGACACAGUUAUUUAGAGAGAUAAUAUAA
Messenger RNA from Wallemia mellicola CBS 633.66, 2802 nucleotides. Its product is annotated as WD40 repeat-like protein. The transcript has 3 exons. The record is from RefSeq and is a predicted model, not a curated record. The coding region runs from base 1 to 2802 and encodes 933 amino acids. Gene Ontology annotation, molecular function: protein binding; RNA binding. Gene Ontology annotation, cellular component: nucleolus. NCBI's taxonomy places the organism in Eukaryota, Fungi, Basidiomycota, Wallemiomycetes, Wallemiales, Wallemiaceae. Gene Ontology annotation, biological process: positive regulation of rRNA processing; positive regulation of transcription by RNA polymerase I.